Molecule: messenger RNA, 843 nt
Organism: Canariomyces notabilis
Lineage: Eukaryota; Fungi; Ascomycota; Sordariomycetes; Sordariales; Chaetomiaceae
Exons: 3
Coding region: 109-558 (149 amino acids)
Source: RefSeq, a predicted model, not a curated record
UACUUGCAAAUCUUGGAGAGCCACCUGCACACCCUUGUGUGAAGGGGGUUCUCAGACUUUCAAUUCCACCGACUACCGAGUCACUGACAUAUACUGUGCCGGACCAUCAUGCCUGCACCAGCCGAGAUCCAAGCCGAAACGCUUAACAAAUUCAUCGAGAAGUGGCGAGGGUGGACGGCCGACGGCUUCCUCUCCACCUGGACCGAUGAUUGCACGCAGAAGACGCUGCCUUUCAGUUCCAACGUUCCGCUUCGCACUCGGGCAGAUACGGAGACGCUCUUCCCUGUCCUUAUGGGGCUCAUGUCCAACUUUCAGCUCAUAGUCCACAACGUGGUCCACGAUGCGGCCCACGGCAAGGCCGUCAUAUACGCCCUUACCAAGGCCGACACCCCCUUCGGGCCGUACAACAACGAGCACGCUCUCUUUUUGUGGUUUGACGAGAGCGGUAGAAAGGUAGCCAAGAUUGAGGAGAUGUUUGACGCUAUUGUGAUGAAGGACUUCCUCCCCAAGCUCGAUGCGUACGUAGCGCAGCAGAAGACGGUGCGGGCGGAAGCUUGAUUGGGCCGCUUAUCUGGCUGAUGCAUGAGUGUACAUACGGUACAUGUAGCCAGCCAUCGCGAACGCAGACGGGACGUAACAAUGCAUGUGUUCACUGUUACUAGUAGUUGUCUUGCGUUCAGCGGAGGGAGAUUGAGCUGCCCUGCCUGCUCGAUUCAGUUUCAAGUCUUUGUCCACCCAAACUUGGAAGCAUAUGUGCCCAUACCUGCGGCUUCCACCAGGUAUUGCAAGAAGAAUACGCCAUGAACUACGUUGGUAAACUUGAAUUCCUACCUACUGAGCGCA